AUGCGCUACUCUACCUCUGUUGUGACUGCUUUGGCUCUGGGCCGGCGCUGCUCAUGCUGCCGUGCCCAACAAGCGUGGCCACAAGUCGGUCACUCUUACGGACUCCUUCCUCUCCCGCUGAAAAGCCUUCCGCUCCGGCUCAGCCCUCUGCCCCCUGCUGAGAAGCCUUCCGCUCCGGCUCAGCCCUCUGCCCCUGCUGAGAAGCCCUCCGCUCCGGCUCAGCCCUCUGCCCCUGCUGAGAAGCCCUCCGCUCCGGCUCAGCCCUCUGCCCCCGCUCAGCCUUCUGCUCCUGCUCAGCCAUCCGCUCCGGCUCAGCCAUCCGCUCCGGCUCAGCCAUCCGCUCCGGCUCAGCCAUCCGCUCCGGCUCAGCCCUCUGCUCCGGCUCAGUCCAGCGCCCCUGCCCAGCCUUCUAAGGCCACCAGUGUGCCUGUGAUUCCUGCUCCGGUCUCCAGCGCUCCCGUGUCCAGCGCGGCGGUCCCCUCCUCGAAGGCGGCCAGCAGCUCGGUGCUCGUUUCCUCUCAGAAGCCCAAGAGCACCUCCUCGGCCACGAGCACGGGCACCAACACUGUCGGCGGCAACGAGGGCGGCGUGGCUCCCCCGGCUCAAACCAGCAUCGGGGCCGCCAACCCUGGCUCGACCAUCUACGUGCCUGGCGUCGCCAUGGCCGGCAGCAUUGUCAUGGGCCUGAUGGUGCUUGCUUGA
This is a messenger RNA of Aspergillus terreus NIH2624, 702 nucleotides long. RefSeq lists its product as uncharacterized. The record is from RefSeq and is a predicted model, not a curated record. Lineage: Eukaryota; Fungi; Ascomycota; Eurotiomycetes; Eurotiales; Aspergillaceae. Bases 1 to 702 code for a protein of 233 amino acids. The transcript is spliced from 2 exons.